Messenger RNA from Striga hermonthica, 426 nucleotides. Lineage: Eukaryota; Viridiplantae; Streptophyta; Magnoliopsida; Lamiales; Orobanchaceae. The record is from the annotation of a GenBank genome assembly.
CACGGUCCGCGAUAUCAGUUAGAGCUUUACCGCACUGAGUCAAGAAGGUGGAGUGUGAGAUCUCGAAGUUAUAUUUCAACGGGGAGUUUUGUAUGUGAAUUUAUUGGAAAAGUGAGGGACGAGGAUGCUAUACGAAGUAUGAAACUGGACUUGCAAAGAUUCUCGAGCACUAUAAUUUUAGUGUCGAAGAAUGACAAUUCCCUCAGCACACCUCCAAAUGAAAAUGUGGUGCGGUUUGCUAUUGAUGCAUCGAAGGUGGGAAAUGUGGGGAGAUUCAUCCGCAAGAGCAGCACGCCGAAUCUUGUUGCCCAAUGUGUAGUUUAUGACCAUGAUGACUUGAGAAUGCCUCACAUCAUGUUCUUCGCCACGAGGAAUAUACCUCCUUUGCAUGAGCUAACUUGUGAUGUUGUCCAUGGUAUUGAUUGA